Peromyscus californicus insignis is the source of this 2448-nucleotide messenger RNA. RefSeq names its product THUMP domain containing 3 (gene Thumpd3). Gene Ontology annotation, biological process: tRNA methylation. The record is from RefSeq and is a predicted model, not a curated record. Lineage: Eukaryota; Metazoa; Chordata; Mammalia; Rodentia; Cricetidae. The transcript is spliced from 9 exons. Gene Ontology annotation, molecular function: tRNA (guanine) methyltransferase activity; RNA binding. Bases 139 to 1539 code for a protein of 466 amino acids.
CCAAGGCCUGACUUCCGUUUCCGGGGCGGCAACUCGGCUUCCGGCGGCGUGCCCCGAGCGCGCCUUCUCCGCAGGUGUGGCGGCCGGAAGGGUCUGCUUGCAGCCGAGACUGUUAGGCCUUCCAGAAACAUUUCUAUCAUGUCUGACACUCAAGACGUUACCAGCCAACUCCUGGAUCUGAACCUUCAAGAGAACAAGAAGUCUGUGCCAGUGAUGGAAAGUGGCAUCCGAAGUGAGACUGAGCAGCUCCAGGUCACUAUUGGAGCCACUGUACCUACCGGCUUUGAGCAAACAGCUGCAGAUGAAGUCAGAGAGAAACUGAAGUCAUCAUGCAGAAUCAGCAAAGACCGGGGCAAGAUAUAUUUUGACAUUCCAGUGGAAAGUCUGGCUCAGGUUCAUUGUCUGAGAUCAGUUGAUAACUUGUUUGUGGUUGUUCAGGAGUUUAAAGAUUAUCAGUUCAAAAAUACAAAGGAAGAAGUUCUAAAGGACUUUGAAGAAUUGGCUGAAAAGCUCCCAUGGUCCAACCCUUUAAAAGUCUGGCAAAUUAACACCAGUUUCAAGAAGAGGAAAGCAAAGCACAGAAAGGCAAACCAGAGUGCAGGUAAAGAGAAGGCCAACUGUGGACAGGGAGACAAAGCAGAAGAGAAAGAUGCUAAGAAGCUUACCAGCAGCACUUCAGAACCGCAGAUCUUGGACUAUUAUGAAAAUCCAGCCAUCAAAGAAGAAAUAUCAACCUUAGUGGGCGAUGUCUUGGCAUCUUGCAAAGAUGAGACUGGCGAAAGCUUAAGAGAAGAAACUGAACCACAAGUACAGAAGUUUAGAGUCACCUGCAACAGAGCAGGAGAGAAACACUGCUUUACCUCCAAUGAGGCUGCGAGGGAUUUUGGGGGUUCUGUUCAAGAGUAUUUUAAGUGGAAGGCUGAUAUGACCAACUUUGAUGUAGAGGUUCUCCUGAACAUCCAUGAUAAUGAAGUCAUUGUCGGCAUUGCAUUGACAGAGGAGAGUCUCCAUCGAAGAAAUAUUACACAUUUUGGACCUACAACUCUUAGGUCAACACUUGCCUAUGGGAUGCUGAGGCUCUGUGAACCUAAACCUACUGAUGUAAUAGUGGAUCCAAUGUGUGGAACAGGGGCGAUACCAAUAGAGGGGGCUACUGAGUGGUCUCACUGUUACCAUAUUGCUGGGGACAACAACCCACUGGCAGUGAACAGAGCAGCAAAUAACAUCUCAUCUCUGUUGACUAAGAGCCAGAUUAAAGAUGGGAUGGGCUCCAAGAAGAGAAACUGGAAUCUAUAUCCAGCUUGCCUUCGGGAAAUGAGCCGUGUCUGUAGACCAGGGACAGGCAGAGCUGUACUGCUUACUCAGGACAAGAAAUGUUUUACCAAGGCAUUAUCUGGAAUGGGACAUGUGUGGCGAAAGGUCCAUACAGUCUGGGUGAACAUCGGGGGCCUUCAUGCUGCAGUUUAUCUUCUAAAACGCACACCUCAAGCCUUUGUUCAUCCUUCAGAACAUGAUGGAGGAAGACAUGCUCCUUGGUAAUGCAAAGAAUGAAGACAACUGUAUAUUUAUAGUUCCUAAUGCUGGACAUGUCAGCUUUGGGAGAAAAAUAGCAAAAAAAUAACUUAGCAAUGCAGUCUUUACUGUUUACUCCAGAACGCUUUGUUAGCAAGGUGACCGUAAUGGUAUUUCCUGAGAAGCCUUGGCUUCUAAGUUUGAGAACACUUUAGGUCACGUUCUAUCACCUGUGAAGCCUAAUGUUCUAUAGCCUGAGUUCUUUAUAUCACCCUCAGAAACUAAAGCAUCCCUCAAGACCUAGUUUACCAUCUGCCUUAAAAUAUACACAACCAAAACAGGGCAAAGGUGCUUUGUGUGACUAUUAGUAAUAAGACAUUACUAAGUAGUCCAAGUGUUGGUAGAUGACGUAUGGGAUCAACAAGCCAAAUUAAAGCAAUUUUUCUUUUAGUAUACAUGUCUUACUUUUCAAAACCCAAUAAACAAAUAAAUAAAUCCUGUCAAUGUUUGUGGGGGAGCUAAUGUAUCUUUAAAUGAAACCCUGACCUGGGAGGCCUAGUUCAUCAUUCAGUUCUACAGUUGUACCUAAUCCUUACUCAGAUAGUGCUAUGGGAAAUGAAAUUACCUCAGUACUCAUCAGUCCCGCAAUAGUGUGUCCUAAAGCAAGCCCUGCUUAAGCUUUGAUGGGAAGUUAUUUUGGAGAGUCUGGCUUCAUUCAGUUUAGAUUUUCAUUAUGGUGUUUCUAUUUAGAACAAAGGACACAGUACUUCCUUUCUUUGAAAACAGAACCCACAUUGACAGCAUAGUCAGUAGCCAGUUGGCUUGGAAUUACUUAGUAGAGAAUGAACUGGGAUUAAUAAAUUUGUAAAGGUUUUAUAUCCUAGAUGGGCAUUUUUGCAAUUGUCAAAAUAAAUUAUUGAUUGAACAAAUUUACAA